AUGACCUUUAUUGCGGUGCUUGUUCUGGCGAUUGCUCUGCCGUUGACAAGAGCGCAAGACUCCACAACCUUCUCUGAAGAUGUUGGGCAAAAUUAUGUUUCUCCGCCAGUCUAUCCAUCACCUCUUGCCGCUGAUGGCCCAGAUGGCUCUUGGUCAGCUGCUUAUGCUGCAGCUGCAGACUUUGUCUCUAAACUUACGCUAGUUGAAAAAGUCAAUAUUACUACUGGAACCGGCUGGACUCAAGGCCCUUGUGUUGGGCAGACAGGUUCUGUUCCCCGCCUUGGAUUCCCUGGACUAUGUCUACAAGAUGCACCUCUUGGAGUACGUUUUGCCGACUAUGUCACUGCUUUCCCUGCACUCUCCCAGGUCGCCAAGACCUGGGACAGAUCUCUUUUCCGGGCUCAUGCAGUCGCCAUGGGUGAAGAAUUCAAGGGCAAAGGUGCCAAUGUUCAAUUGGGACCAGUUUGUGGACCUCUCGGCACAUUUGCUGAGGGUGGCCGUAACUGGGAAGGCUAUGCAGUAGAUUCUUACCUUUGUGGUCAAGGCAUGUACGAAGGAGUCAAGGGUAUUCAAAGUACAGGCGUCACAGCAUGCGCAAAACAUUUCCUUGGCAAUGAGCAGGAACACUUCCGUCAAGCACCAGAGAGCAAUGGAUUCAAGACUCAUAAAAUCAAUGUCACCCAAUCUCUAUCUGCCAACAUGGACGACCGAGUCACGCACGAGCUUUACCUAUCACCAUUCGCCGAUGCUGUCCGUGCCGGUGUCGGAUCCAUCAUGUGCUCGUAUCAGCAGAUCAACAACAGUUACGCAUGUCAAAACUCAAAACUGAUCAACGGCUUGCUCAAGGAUGAACUAGCAUUUGCGGGUUUUGUCGUGUCUGACUGGGGAGCAGUUCACAGUGGCGUUGCAACUUACUUGGCCGGCACAGAUAUGUUGAUGCCUGGAGACGGGAACAGCUUCUCAGACGGCUUGAGUUGGUUUGGACCCAACUUGACUAUUUCUGUCUUGAAUGGUACGCUUCCAGAGACACGUCUGAAUGACAUGGCCAUUCGCAUUAUGGCAACCUACUUCCAGCACAAUCAGAACAGCACAUCUUAUCCUAAGCCCAACUUUGAUUCCUUCAACAAUGAUCGGGUCGGCUACGUGUACGAAGGUGCGGCUCAGACUGUCCUCAACGAACGUGUUGAUGUGCGCGGCAAUCAUGCAAAGAUUGCUCGACAGGUUGCAACAGAGUCCAUCAUUUUGCUGAAGAAUGAGCGGGGCGCAUUGCCAUUGAAGAAUAUCAAAUCGCUUGCCAUCGCUGGAAUGGAUGCGGGACCAGAUGCCUACGGACCAAACGGUUGGAAUGAUCGCGGCGGACUGAAUGGGACACUGGCCAUGGGUUGGGGUUCAGGGUCAUGCCAAUUCCCUUAUUUGAUCACACCGCUUGAGGCCAUUUCUGCUCGUGCUCGUCAGGAAGGCUCACUCGUCCAGGAUGUGCUUGACAAUUACGCUUACGACAAAAUCAAUCAGACUGUCAAGUAUGCAAACGCUGCGUUGGUGUUCAUCAAUUCUGAUUCCGGUGAGGGCUACAUUUCCGUUGAUGGCAACGAGGGUGAUCGCAACAACUUGACUGCUUGGCACGGAGGCGACAAGCUGGUGCGGACUGUCGCUGCCAAUUGCAACAACACCAUUGUCAUUGUUCACUCCGUGGGAGCCAUCAUCAUGGAGCCUUGGAUCAAUCACGAGAAUGUCACGGCCGUCGUCUUUGCCGGCUUGCCUGGUCAGGAAUCUGGCAACUCCCUCACAUCGGUGCUCUACGGCGACUCGAAUCCUUCCGGAAAAUUGACCUUUACAGUUGCCAAAAAGGCGUCAGACUACACAACCGACGACGGUCCUCUGCUUUACGAGCCCAAUGGCCCAGUUCCUCAGCAAAAGUUCUCGACUUUGAAUAUCGACUAUAAGCACUUUGAUGCCAAGAAGAUCGAGCCACGAUUCCACUUUGGCUACGGGCUAUCGUACACCACCUUCUCCAUCACUGGCGGCCAGGGAGUUCGUGUCUCAAGUGCUCCCUACGCGCCACGCUCGUCAUUCAAACAGGGAGCUCCACCAGCGCUCAGGAUUCCGACCGGCAACCUCAACGCGCAAGACGCCGUGUACCCUGCGGACUUUGUGCGGCCCAACAAGUUACACAUUUACCCAUGGAUCACUUCUGCAGAGCUGGCUAAACCUGGAGCUUCUUACCCGUACCCAGCCCAGAAUGCCACACCGCCAAGUCCUGCUGGUGGCGGCCAAGGUGGUAACCCAUCUUUGUGGGAUGUUCUCUACCGUGUCACUGCCACAGUCACGAACACUGGCAGUAUCGCUGGUGCAGAAGUCGCUCAGCUGUACGUCGCAUUCCCAAGCUCAAAGGAAUUCCCAUCGCCACCUCGACAACUUCGAGGCUUCAGCAAAGUAUACUUGCAGCCUGGUCAAGCUGCCCAGGUCACUUUCGAUGUGACGCGCAAAGAGAUCAGUGUCUGGAACACCGUAACGCAAAAUUGGCAGCUUGUUAGUGGAACAUAUCAAUUCUUGGUUGGAGACAGCUCGCGAAGCUACAGUUUGGCCUCAGAGUCUCAGUUUGCAUGA
Molecule: messenger RNA, 2607 nt
Organism: Protomyces lactucae-debilis
Lineage: Eukaryota; Fungi; Ascomycota; Taphrinomycetes; Taphrinales; Protomycetaceae
Product: beta-1,4-glucosidase
Exons: 2
Coding region: 1-2607 (868 amino acids)
Biological process (GO): glucan catabolic process
Molecular function (GO): beta-glucosidase activity
Source: RefSeq, a predicted model, not a curated record